AAAUAAAUUACUGGUCCCUCGCUUUUGGCGGGAAAAAUUCUCCAAUGCCGGUGUCUAGUAAGAGUGUCACUUCUAUUUAUAAUCUGUGACGUCAAAGUCGUGUCUUUUCAGGAAGUGAAUGUUUUAGUUUUGUGCAGGAGCCAGGAGCAACCGAACUGAGUAAACAUGGCAACUAGGAAAGACAACGAGUCUUUGUUCAGAAUUCCACCAUAUUAUUAUAUUCAUGUACUUGACCAGAACAAAAAUGUUACGAGGUUGGAAGUUGGUCCACAGACGUACAUCAGGCAGGACAAUGAAAGGGUGGUUAUUGGCCCAGAAAAGAUGAUCACAGUGCCACCCAGGCAUUACUGUGUCAUCGAGAAUCCAGCCUUGAGAGAUAAAGAUAACAGUGUUCUCCUUGAUAAGAGCGGUCAAGUCCGGCUUUUACACGCUGACCAAGAGAUCAGACUUGCCCAGGAUCCCUUCCCACUUUAUCCUGGAGAGGUUCUUAAACAGGCUGUAACUCCGCUGAAAGUUGUGGCCCCUAACUCGGCCUUAAGAUUACGUGCAAUAUUAGACUUUGAAGAUGAUACAGGGGAAAAGAGGACCGCUGGUGACGAGUGGCUGUUUGAGGGACCAGGUACCUAUAUACCAAGGAAAGAGGUCGUGGUAGAGGAAACGGUUCGAGCCACUAUCAUCAAGCCUAACCAGGCCAUCCGGUUACGUGCACGUAAAGAAUGCAUUGAUAGAGAGGGUAACGCACGUGUAACAGGUGAGGAAUGGGAAGUGAAGAAGACAGGAGCUUACCUGCCAGGAGCGUAUGAAGAAGUUGUAGAUAUUGUUAAUGCAUAUGUGCUAACGGAGAAGAAGGCGCUCCAUAUGAGGUCGUUGAGGACAUUCAAGGAUGAUUUCGGUGUUACACGUAAAAACGGUGAAGAAUGGCUUAUCACCAUGGACAUGACAGAAACACAUAUCCCGAAUGUGUACGAAGAGGUUGUUGGAGUUGUCAACAUCACAUCUCUCAGUAACAGACACUACUGUGUCAUCUUAGACCCUGUAGAUGAGAAGGGCAGACCACAGAUGGGAAGGAAAAAGCUGGUCAAGGGAGAAAAGACAUUUUUCUUGAUGCCCGGUGAGCGACUUGAGAGAGGAAUUCAAAAUGUAUAUAUCCUAGGUGAAGACGAGGGUCUCAUCCUGAGAGCUAACGAGAGUUUCAAAGAUGGCGAGGUGGAUCGUAAGCCAGGAGAUAGAUGGAUGAUCAGAGGCCCUAAAGAAUAUGUUCCCCCCGUAGAGGUAGAGGUGGUGAUGAAACGACAGGCCAUUCCCCUUGAUGAGAACGAGGGUAUAUAUGUCAGAGAUGUUAAAACUGGCAAGGUAAGAGCAGUUACAGGGGAGACCUACAUGCUAAAUCAUGAUGAGGAACUCUGGUCAAAGGAACUUCCUCCCGCAGUCGAGAACCUGCUAAUGGCAGCUAAAGACCCGCUAGCUGACCGCAAUACGAAAGGUGCACCAGAAGCCGGAAAGGCUCGUGACAAGACACGGGUUAUCACAUUUAGAGUGCCACACAAUGCCGCUGUACAGAUUUAUGAUUAUAAGGAGAAAAAAGCUAGAGUUAUUUUUGGACCAGAAUUAGUUAUGCUUGGCCCAGAUGAACAAUUCACACAGCUCAGUAUUUCUGGUGGUAAACCAAAGAAACCAAACAUGAUCAAAUCACUUUGUCUUCUUCUCGGACCAGAUUUCUGCACAGAUAUCAUUGUAGUCGAGACAUCUGACCACGCAAGGCUCUCACUUCAACUGUCAUACAAUUGGCAUUUUGAAGUUAAAAGCAAAGACGACACCGUUGAGUCUGCCAAACUAUUCAGUGUUCCUGAUUUUGUAGGCGAUUCUUGUAAAGCUAUCGCAUCUCGUGUGAGAGGUGCUGUUGCCCAAGUCGCCUUUGAUGAUUUUCAUAAGAAUUCAGCUAGAGUUAUCCGAUCGUCUGUGUUUGGUUUUGAUGAGAAGGACAAAGUUCGAGAUGUGUUUGUUUUCAAGCAGAAUAAUCUAUACAUCACAAGUAUUGAUAUCCAGUCCGUGGAACCUGUCGAUCAGCGUACACGUGACUCGCUACAGAAAUCUGUCCAACUGGCCAUUGAAAUCACCACCAACUCCCAGGAAGCUGCAGCCAGACAUGAAGCUGAACGAUUAGAACAAGAGGCCAAGGGUCGUCUUGAACGUCAGAAAAUCAGCGAUGAGGCAGAAGCAGAAAAGGCCCGCAAGGACCUGCUGGAGCUACAGGCUAACAGCGCAGCUGUAGAGUCCACUGGUCAAGCUAAGGCCGAGGCACAGUCCAGGGCCGAGGCUUCAAGAAUUGAGGGCGAGGCUGCUGUUGAACAAGCCAAAUUGAAGGCACAAGCCAUGAAGAUUGAGGCGGAGUCUGAACUUGAGAGGUUGACCAGUGCCAGAGAGGCGGAGCUUAAGUUUGUAAAGGAACAGAAUGAAAUGGAAUUGGCCAAAUCCAGAGAGACUGCCGAGAUCGAGACAGUUAAGUUCAAGCAAAUGGUGGACGCUAUUGGUUCGAGCACCCUUCAGGCCAUUGCCACGGCUGGUCCGGAUCUUCAGGUCCGCAUGCUCCAGGCUCUUGGUAUGAAAUCAACUGUGAUCACCGACGGCACCACACCGGUCAAUUUGUUUAACACGGCCCAAGGACUAAUUGGGGGAAUUGGAGGUGGACAUAUGGUCCCUUCAAAACGUGCACGAAGAAAUGACGAUGAUGAGGAUGAUGAUUAGACACAAAAAAACGCCAUGUUACGCCACCGAAUAUCAAACGGUCUAAAACAAAAACAAGAUUCUUGAUAAAAUUUUGUGAAGAUUGCACUGUAAACCUUGAUUUUGUGUUUUACAUAUUGUGGUAGGGGGUUGGGUAUGUAGUUACUGCAGAUAUAAUGUACAUGUAUACAUCAUAAAUGAACAAUUACUCAACAAGUAUAAAACCAUUAUAUAAAUGUAUUGUUUGUACAAAAUACAUACAUAGGCCCAAAUAUUUGUUUAAAUAUGUAUUCUGUUUUUGUUUACUCGAACUUUAAUAUAUAUUUAUGUUGAUAAAGACAUUUUAUUGCCUGGCUUAGGUCCAUGUAUCACUUGAAAGAUAAAAUAUUUUGUUGCAUAAAAUCAAAUCCAUACCUGAAAUGCCUCAUUGUGUGUUGUAACAUAUGAACUUUGACCUAUUUUUCUGUGAUAGUUAUGUAUUGUUUAUUUUCAACUAUAAAGCAUUGAUUUGUUUUGAACAUGUUAGUAUGUUGAUUUAUCACAAGAUGUUUUUGUUUUUUUAUUUUUUUUUUCUUCUUAUUGUUAACAAGUCAUAUGACAAAUUUUCACAUUUGAAUGCAUUCGUUACGGAUUUUUCAUUCAUAUUUUAUAAUUGUAGAUAGAAUAUAUAUGAAAUGAAUAUAUUUCAUUUUUUUCUAUAUUACCUUUUUUUUAAGGUUACUGCUAAAUUCUAUUUUAUUUCAUUACGCCUAAUAAUGAUACUGCUGCUUUCCUUAUCAGUGUUAGAAAAAUUUUCAAAUCUGUUAAGACAUAAGUGUAAUAUAUAUGUAAAUCAUGGACAAAAUAUAUUGACAUAAAUAUAAUGCUAUGUUGCAAGGGACACAACCUGUGUAUAUUUGUGUAGUAUUGUUGGAUAUUUUUUAUAAAAAAAAUAUUUGAUUUUUAUGUUCAUAUAUAACACAUAUAUUUAUGUAUAAAGUGAAAAUCUGGUGUUAACAUGUAUUUUGAAAUAGAUGUUACAAUUUCGUAUUGUCUGUAU
Ruditapes philippinarum (Manila clam) is the source of this 3763-nucleotide messenger RNA. RefSeq names its product major vault protein-like. Gene Ontology annotation, cellular component: cytoplasm; nucleus. The transcript has 14 exons. The coding region runs from base 166 to 2745 and encodes 859 amino acids. Lineage: Eukaryota; Metazoa; Mollusca; Bivalvia; Venerida; Veneridae. The record is from RefSeq and is a predicted model, not a curated record.